AUGGCCACCACACAAUCCAGCAGCUUGGUAUCCAAGCUCCCCAUCCGCCUCCGCAACUUCUUCGCGCGCUAUCCUCCGCAAAUCUAUUCCGCAGCCGUAGCACCACGCCCCGAAGCCCCCGAAACUGGUGCCCCCGUCAACGUCAACGUCGAGGAUCUUCCCUCUCCUUACACGCCCAACCGUGAUGCUAAGGGUUUCAAGCGUCCCGAUCCCAAGGCAUUCUCUCCCUCCAAGGCCAUCCUGCACUCCGACUCCAAGCACCCCAACCCGUUCCUGCCGCGCAAGAACUUCCGCACCGGCAAGUGGUUCGGACCCCGGAUUGGACUGCGUCGACAGGCGGAGCUGGUGAAGUUGGCGAUCAAGUACAACGUUGAGGCUUUGUUGCCGCCUGGCCGCAAGUCGACGGAGUUCAAGGAGACGAGACGUGCGGAGCGUGGUUUGGCUAUCAAGGGUACUGGUAUCGGACAGAAGGUCAAGGGUCACAAGUGGGAGAGGACGAUGGAGGCUCGUCUGGAGGACAGACGCAAGGCUAUGAUGGAGAUGCCGGAGAUGAUCCGUUUGUGGAAGCAGAGAGGUCACGGUCGUGGCUGGAAGUCGUGGCCCAAGCGGUAA
Messenger RNA from Aspergillus luchuensis, 612 nucleotides. Its product is annotated as mitochondrial 54S ribosomal protein mL59. Gene Ontology annotation, cellular component: mitochondrial large ribosomal subunit. The record is from RefSeq and is a predicted model, not a curated record. The transcript is spliced from 2 exons. Gene Ontology annotation, molecular function: structural constituent of ribosome. The coding region runs from base 1 to 612 and encodes 203 amino acids. Lineage: Eukaryota; Fungi; Ascomycota; Eurotiomycetes; Eurotiales; Aspergillaceae.